Molecule: messenger RNA, 738 nt
Organism: Prunus armeniaca (apricot)
Lineage: Eukaryota; Viridiplantae; Streptophyta; Magnoliopsida; Rosales; Rosaceae
Source: the annotation of a GenBank genome assembly
AUGUCAGGCCCUCAGUGCUGCUCAAACCCUCCAACCAUCAACCCAUCAAGUGGCUCCGGCCAUGUUGAAAAGCUUGGUGGUCUCGACUCCUAUGUCACUGGCUUCCCUGACUCCAAGCUUGCUAUUCUUCUCGUCUCUGACAUUUUUGGAUUUGAAGCUCCAAACUUGAGGAAGCUUGCUGACAAAGUUGCAGCCGCUGGGUUCUUUGUUGUUGUCCCUGACUUCUUGUACGGAGACCCUUAUGCACCUGAAGAUGCCAAUAGACCUCUACCUGUUUGGAUAAAAGAUCAUGGACCGGCCAAGGGAUUUGAAGAUGCAAAACCAGUUCUUGGAGCUUUAAGAAGGAAAGGUUUUUCUGCAGUCGGUGCUGCAGGCUUCUGUUGGGGAGGUAAGGUUGUGGUUGAACUUGCAAAGCACAAUUUUAUCCAAGCUGCUGUUCUCUGUCAUCCUUCAUUUGUCACUGUGGAUGAUAUCAAGGAUGUUAAGGUUCCUAUUUCUAUACUUGGAGCUGAGAUUGACCAUAUGUCCCCACCUGAAGUCGUGAAACAAUUUGAAGAGGUUUUAACUGCAAAGUCUGAGGUUAAAAGCCAUGUGAAGAUAUUCCCGACAGUGGCACACGGGUGGACCGUGAGGUACAAUGUUGAAGACGAAGCAGCUGUUAAGUGUGCUGAGGAGGCUCAUCAAAACUUGUUGGAGUGGUUCUUGAACCAUGUCAAGGGAAUCAGAUCAUCACUGUAG